CGAUCUGGAUCUGAAGCUCCUCUAUCGUCUCUUCGCAGAUUUUGAAGGCUAAGAUUUAAAAUGAGGGCCUGAGCUAGUUGAUUGCUUCAAGUUUGCAGCUUUAGAUGAUCCUUUAACUAAGCCAUCUUCAUUUUUUAAUUACCAAUGGGAGAGUGGGUCAUCGGAGCUUUCAUCAACAUUUUUGGAAGUGUUGCUAUUAAUUUUGGCACAAACCUUCUCAAAUUGGGACAUAAUGAGAGAGAAAGGUUAGCUCUACAAGAUGGCGGAGGAAAGACGCCAUUGAAGCCAAUUAUACAUUUUCAGACUUGGAGAGUUGGGAUCUUAGUCUUUCUUCUUGGGAAUUGCCUCAAUUUCAUUUCGUUUGGUUAUGCUGCUCAGUCCCUUCUAGCAGCUCUUGGAUCUAUUCAAUUUGUCUCCAACAUAGCAUUUGCUUAUGUUGUAUUGAACAAAAUGGUGACUGUCAAAGUACUCGUUGCUACAGCCUUUAUAGUUCUUGGAAACGUUUUCCUUGUCGCUUUUGGUAAUCACCAGUCACCAGUUUUCACACCCGAACAGUUGGCAGAGAAAUAUAGCAAUGUAACAUUCUUGGUCUACUGUGGGAUUUUGAUUUUAAUAGUAGCUGUGCACCAUUUCCUCUAUAGGAAGGGAGAAGUUUUGAUAUCUAUACCUGGACAAGAAAUUAGCUCCUAUUGGAAAAUGCUGCUUCCUUUCUCAUAUGCUGUGGUCUCGGGUGCUAUAGGAUCAUGUUCGGUUUUAUUUGCCAAGUCACUCUCAAACUUGCUGAGAUUGGCCAUGUCUAGUAGCUAUCAAUUGCACAGCUGGUUCACAUACUCUAUGCUUCUUUUAUUUCUUAGUACAGCCGGAUUCUGGAUGACAAGAUUAAAUGAAGGAUUGUCUCUAUAUGAUGCAAUUCUCAUAGUUCCAAUGUUUCAGAUUGCUUGGACUUUCUUCUCCAUAUGUACAGGAUUCAUCUACUUUCAAGAGUUUCAGGUUUUCGAUGCACUGAGAACAACAAUGUUCAUAUUAGGAAUGAUGUGUGUAUUCAUAGGCAUUUCUUUACUAGCACCUGAUGAUACAAGAGGCAAUGAGACAAGAGAUAAUUCAUCAUCUCUUGACUCUAUCGUGUCCUCGAGUGUGCCAACUGAGGAGGACAGGUUGAUGCCACAAUCAUCUGAAGAUGGACACAGCAAAGACACAAGAGUAGUUGUACAAGGAAUGUAUAUGAAAGCUGCUGAUUUAAUUGCCAAGACAAAGGCUGCUUGUUUAGCAGCAUUGGGCUUUGGCGAAGACUCUAUAAAUGCAUCUGCGAUUCUAGUGAUGCCAAUGGUAUCUUCGAAGAUUACAGGGUUUAGAGGAAAUGGACUCGAACGGGCUAAGAUUUUGUCCAUGAGAGGAUCAGGAUGGAGCAAACUAGCCAUGGAAGAAGAAGGAACAAGAAUGCUUGAAAAGACCAUGUCUUCAAAGGCUUAAGUAGGUAGUUAAAACGGAUAGCAUGAGACAGAAUCUCAUGUACAUUCUUCUCUUAUCACAUAUGUUUGAGUAGCAAAAAUCUGUUCUUAGGAAACCAUCCCACGACUGUGUAUUCUGGCAAGAACCAAAUUGUAUCACAUAACAUCUCUGUAUAUUCAUUUUUUUGUUUGAGACCUGUGAAAAGUGUUUCUUAAAGCACAAAAUGUAAACAAGUUUGAAUCGAGUUUAUUGUUAUUACAAAUCCAUAGCUCAGGUAUAUAAUUAUACAGUCUCGCCAAUAUUUUGAGAAUCAUAAUGUAAACAGCUGUGCUUGCUCUCCUUAGAGCUCGAUAAUAAACGUCUAACAACCUC
Arabidopsis arenosa is the source of this 1821-nucleotide messenger RNA. The record is from the annotation of a GenBank genome assembly. NCBI's taxonomy places the organism in Eukaryota, Viridiplantae, Streptophyta, Magnoliopsida, Brassicales, Brassicaceae.